This is a messenger RNA of Branchiostoma belcheri (Belcher's lancelet), 898 nucleotides long. Its product is annotated as D-galactoside-specific lectin-like. NCBI's taxonomy places the organism in Eukaryota, Metazoa, Chordata, Leptocardii, Amphioxiformes, Branchiostomatidae. The transcript is spliced from 4 exons. The record is from RefSeq and is a predicted model, not a curated record. Gene Ontology annotation, molecular function: carbohydrate binding. The coding region runs from base 140 to 487 and encodes 115 amino acids.
GCUGGUAUUUCCUUGCCAAGUCCAUUUAGUAUAAAAGGCCUGGUAAGUUUCAGUGUUACAGUGUGUGGUGAGAAGACACGGUGAUUCAGAUUUCAACGUACAGCCUAUCCUAGAGACACAGGCCUUUGCAGUUCUCAACAUGAAGACUUUUGUGGUCCUGGCUCUCCUACUGGCGGCUCUCUUCGCUCCAAGCGAACAACUGAAUAUCGUGACCUGUGAGCAUCAGACCGCGGUCCUGUCCUGCGGCUCCGGGCAGGAGAUGGUGGUGGUCUCCGCUAACUACGGCCGGACCUCGUCCUGCCCCUGCGGAGGAGGACCCGUCCGGACACAACGCUGCUACGCCCAGUCCAGUCUCCGGAUUGUCCGCAGCGCCUGUAACGGUCAGCGCGCCUGCACCAUUCGGGCCAGCAACAGUGUCUUCGGAGACCCUUGUGUGGGCACCUUCAAGUACCUGGAUGUCAGCUACUACUGCAGACGUCCACUUUAAGGUUACCGUCGAAUGAUCCAGAUGGAAGCCAUAGUCAGUCACCGCCUCUACUUCUUGCUGAUGCACCAGUGUCAUAGAUGUCAAGGAGGGUUAUAGAAAAGACCAAGUAGCAUAGCAUAAAAGAACGUUUGCCAAUGGCAAAGUAGACAGCUCGUCUCAUCUUAACGAAAUUCCGUACGUUUUCUGCUUAAUGUUUAAUGAUGAUAAUGAUGAGGUGUCAACACACCUGAAGACUAUCAGUAUAAUGAAGAAACAACAUACUGUGUUAAUGAACCAUUCAAGUACCAAUCUAUGUCGUAAAGUGGUGUGGCAUUUCUAAAGUCUUAUUUGCACUUCAAAAGUGCUGCUGUGAAGAAGAUCAUUUUCUAAUAUGCUAUGAUACUUUUAUGCAAUAAAGGGUGGUGACAUUAA